CACGUCUACACUCAGCAUGAAGGCCGCCUCCGCUCUCCUCGCCGUCUCGCUCGCGGCUGUCGCCAGCGCUCGCACCUUCACGGUGUACAAUGGCUGCCCGUUCACCAUUUGCCCUGCUAUGUUCACCGACCUAAACGUCGGCAGUGCUGUUCCCAGCUACCAAACUGGAUGGGAGGCAGCUGCAUACACCUCCGUGAGCUUCACAGUGCCCGACAACUGGCAAGCUGGCCGCAUCUGGGGUCGCCGCGAUUGCGACUUCAGUGACUCGAACCCUGCCACGCAGUGCGCCGACGGCGGCUGCAAUGGCGGUCUGGAAUGUGACCCGCACACCGGGACGGGCGUCCCGCCUGCCACGGUUGCCGAGUUUACACUCCAGGGCAACGGCAAUCUCGACUACUACGAUGUCUCCCUCGUCGACGGCUACAACCUGCCGAUGCGCAUCGACAACACCCAGGGCUGUGGCGUCGCGUCGUGCCCAGUCGACCUUGGCCCGAACUGCCCUUCUCCGCUGAUAGGCCCCUUCGAUUCGACCGGCUUCCCCGUCGGUUGCAAGAGCGCUUGCGAGGCAAACCUUGACGGAAACCAGGCCAACUCGCCCAACUGCUGCAGCGGGCAGUACGACACUGCGGCGACGUGCCCGUCCUCUGGCGUGGCCUAUUACUCUUACUUCAAGGGCAACUGCCCCAACGCGUACGCAUAUGCCUACGACGAGAGCAGCGGUACCGCCCUCUGGACCUGCAACUCCGCCCUCGCGCCCGACUACACCGUCACUUUCUGCCCGGCUAGUUAAAAGAUACCCUAAAAGAUACCCAUGGCGUCUAGUACGGCCAACGGCCACGGCGGCGGAUGUGGCACGCAUCUAUCAUAGUGAGAGGGUGUGCUCGUGUAGAUGUAUAGUAAAUGUACACGGAAGAUGCUGGGAAAUGAAGAUCAUGGUAUUACCAAUUCCACUCGCGAUCUCGCCGGAUCUCCUCUGCCCUGCGCGCAACAAUCUUCGCCGUCUCGGCGCCCCAAAGCUCUUCAGGCCGCUUCUCAGUGUCGUCACCACCGAUGCCGAAGACCUCUUUCAGGUGCCUGUCGGCCUCUUUGUCCUCCAUCACGACGCAGUUCUCGAGCAUGAGCGGCCGCUCGGGAUCCCAGCGGACAACCGUAGGACGCGUCGGGACCGGAUGUGGAGGGACAACAGAACGGCCUCGAUGAAUAUCCUCAAAGAGCAGGCCAACAUCAUCUUCAUCAACGGGUAGACGGUUCAACGUAUGGCCAGCAAUUUUCUCUUCUCGGUGCAAGAAGUCGCGCCACAUCUUCUCGUAUAGCUUCUUCCUGCCCUUCACAGCCAACGGAUUCAGGACAGGCUUGCCAGCCAUCUCGCACAAGAUGUAUGUCGCUAUGUGCAAACCGAAUAUUGAUGGCAAUGGUCCAAGUACGGGUAAAAUCCGAACACGAAAGUCGUCGAACACGCCAAGCUCCUUUACGUCGCCCUUCUUGAACUCUUCUUCAGGUAGCGGCAGCAGCUUCACGUCGCUCGGCACUUCAGUUGAAUAAACUACCGGGAUACCGGAGGAAACGCCCUGCGUGCGCAGACGCCGCCGCACAGAGCGGGCAAGAGGGUCGUAGAUGGUGUGCGAGAUGUCGCUGAUUUGAAUCCGCGUUGGGUCGGCUUUUGCACCUGCGCCCAUGGACGAAAACACCUUGAUGCCGUGGUCGUGGCAGUACUUCAGCAGGUCUACUUUCGUAGUGAUGUUAUCAAUGGCAUCAAUGACCCAGUCAGCGCCAUCAAGCAACAGCCCUCCUUGGUCUUUCCGCCAGAUGUCUACGCGCCCAUCUACACGCACCCAACGCGAAAUCUGCUUCAGCGUGCGCUCGAUACAGCUGACCUUCGGCGUGCCGACAUCUGCAAGCGUGGCUGUCGCGUGCCGGUUCAAAGAGGAGAGGGUAACAUAGUCGAAGUCGACCAAACGGAUAUCAGUCACUCCUGACCGCACAAGCAUGACCGCCGCCCAGCUGCCUACGCCUCCGCAUCCGACCACGACGACUUUGCCUCGCCGAAUUUUCGUCAUGCCCUCUUCACCGAAGAAUGCAUAGUUCCGAGCGAGCUGCUCGCGGAUGAGCUCUUCGCUGUAACCCCCGGCCAACGCAGGCGGUGUUGGCGGGGUGGCCUUGCCUGGCGACGAUCCUUCUAAUAACGUUGCGCUCGCCUUGGCCUCUUGUUCCGAAAGUGAGCGCAGAAUCUCAUCGUUCAAGUCUCGACGUUUUUGUCUGCGUGUGUGGCCAGUGUAUGCGGCGAGGACACCUGCGGUUGCUGCAGACGCUGCGAUCGCUGUCAGCACUAGCUGAGCUUUGUGAGAGUUCAAGUCGAUGAUCAUGAACUUCGUAGAAAAGGUCGUUUAGAAGAGACUGGGUUC
Molecule: messenger RNA, 2402 nt
Organism: Phanerochaete carnosa HHB-10118-sp
Lineage: Eukaryota; Fungi; Basidiomycota; Agaricomycetes; Polyporales; Phanerochaetaceae
Exons: 15
Coding region: 17-790 (257 amino acids)
Biological process (GO): defense response
Cellular component (GO): extracellular region
Source: RefSeq, a predicted model, not a curated record